CACUGGGAGAGUCUGCAGAGCUUUUUGCCACCAGCUCCUUCGGUCUUUGGCUCCUUGAGUGAGCCUGGUUGUUUGCAGUCACCGAGACCUGGGCUUCCCAACGGAGGGGGUUGGUCCGCACUUCCUGGGUCCCCGUGCCUCGCGGUGUGGCCCGGAUGGUGCGGCAGGCUCUGGCCUUCUAAAGCUCUGGAGCGGAAGGCGUUCGUGUUAGCAAGUCCCUUCGUCAUACCUGCCUAGUGUACUGAAGUGUCAGGACUGUGCAGAAGAUAUCUCAACACCUGGCAGAAUUCACAGUAUAAGUAUUAAUUUAAGAAGAUUUUGUUCACGUGCAUGGCCUAGAAGAUGAAUUCUUCCUCGUCCACCAUGAAUGAAGAGCCUGACGCUCUGUCGGUAGUAAACCAGCUACGGGAUCUAGCAGCAGACCCCUUAAAUAGAAGAGCCAUCGUUCAGGAUCAGGGAUGUCUGCCUGGCCUUAUUUUGUUUAUGGACCAUCCCAACCCCCCAGUCGUCCACUCAGCUUUGCUCGCUCUCCGGUACUUGGCAGAAUGCCGGGCAAACAGAGAAAAGAUGAAAGGCGAACUGGGUAUGAUGUUGAGCUUGCAAAAUGUCAUACAGAAGACUACAACUCCAGGAGAAACAAAACUUCUGGCCUCUGAAAUCUAUGACAUUCUUCAGUCAUCUAAUAUGGCAGAUGGUGACAGUUUCAAUGAAAUGAAUUCACGUCGAAGGAAAGCUCAGUUUUUUCUAGGAACUACAAACAAACGUGCCAAAACAGUGGUUUUGCAUAUAGAUGGUCUUGAUGAUACGACUCGGAGAAAUCUGUGUGAAGAGGCUUUGUUAAAAAUUAAAGGUGUUAUUAGCUUUACUUUCCAAAUGGCUGUUCAGAGAUGUGUGGUGCGAAUCCGUUCAGAUUUGAAAGCAGAGGCUUUGGCAUCAGCAAUAGCAUCAACCAAGGUUAUGAAAGCUCAGCAAGUUGUAAAAAGUGAAAGUGGAGAAGAGAUGCUGGUCCCAUUCCAAGAUACUCCUGUGGAAGUAGAACAGAACACAGAGCUGCCUGACUACCUGCCUGAGGAUGAGAGUCCUACAAAGGAGCAGGACAAAGCGGUGUCCAGGGUCGGCUCACACCCAGAGGGUGGAGCUAGCUGGCUGAGUACAGCUGCAAACUUUUUAUCCAGAUCUUUUUACUGGUGACUUCAAUUUGAGGCUGAAGGACUGUGUGAGCCAACAAAGGGCCAGUUUUCCAUUGUCGUGGUGAACUGUCAAGUGCAAUUUGCAAUAAGUUAUCAUGAAGAGUUUUUAGAUCACAUUAUUGCGUAUGCUGCAUUUUACAUUUUAUUGGACAUUUUACCCAAGUGUCUGGUACAAAGGACAGAGGCUACUGGUGGAGUCGUUUUGUUUAUGAAGGUAUUUUGGUUUUGUUUUCCUUUGUUUUAAUUGCCUCCCUUUUUUAGAAACAUGGGUCCAUUGUUAAAACCAAACAUGUAUGUGCAGCUUUACAUUUUAUUUUACAUGAAGCAUGUGAUUAGGAAGCCUGUUUUCUCCUCAAGCCUCAGGACCUAUCUGAAGAGAAGUUUUUUGGUAGCUCGAGUUGUGCAUGAAUUACUGAGCAUUUUCCUCUGCUUUCCUUCAUGAAAGUUACAUGCUUUGGUACUCUUCACUGAAAGUUGCAAACAUUCGUUACCCUCCUUUUGUGCCUUUUUUAUUUUGCCAACCAUGUUUAUAGAAAGAACAUUACAAAUGAUAUUUUGCAAACUAAAACAUAUUCAUUUGAACAUAGUCCCCUAAAAAUUCAAUUUAAUGGAAACUUUGCAGUCUUAUUUGUUACCGUGGUAAUAAGAUUAGCACAAAAUCAGCCUAGAAGAAGGGAACAUGUAUAUAAGCAAAGUGCUUUUGGAGACUAUUUGAAUGUGACCAAAUGUGGUUCUGGUUGACGACUGUUCACUUUGGUUUAUAUCAGCUCUUGAGAGUUCAGUCCACCGUGAUAUUUCGAGCAAUUGUAAGUGGUCUUUAGCCCUUAACUUGGUGAUUACACACUAUCUACUCCUUUCUUAGAAAAACAUAGUGGUAGGAAAGAACUGACAAACUUGAAAAAAGGAAAUAAAAAUUGAAUGCCUAUAAUGCCAUAGUGCCACUUUGGUGGAGUCUAACUUUAAAACACGAAUUGCUUGGCAGACACCUAUUCAGUAGGUGUUUUUUUUUGCAUUGCCUUUUAUGAAUUUAUUACGAAAAUGCUGCAGUUGUAUUGAAUGAAAAACAAAUCCAAAUUAUUGCUUAUCAAGAAUUAAAGCCAGCAUUGGUCGCCUACUCUUGUUUCUCAUGUCCAGCCAG
Molecule: messenger RNA, 2328 nt
Organism: Tupaia belangeri chinensis (Chinese tree shrew)
Lineage: Eukaryota; Metazoa; Chordata; Mammalia; Scandentia; Tupaiidae
Gene: ARMC1
Product: armadillo repeat containing 1
Exons: 8
Coding region: 343-1191 (282 amino acids)
Molecular function (GO): metal ion binding; protein binding
Source: RefSeq, a predicted model, not a curated record